AAAGCUAGCCUGCGCCUCAAACGCUAUCAUAGUCAGGAUGAAGAGUUUUCUGCUUGUUGUUGCCCUGUUGGCCGUGGCCAGUGCCGAAUGGAUCGAUAUCGAUUGGUCCCAGGUGAAACCGAUCGAAGAGUUCGAUCAUUACUGGGCCCGUCUGCCGGCGGAGUGGCAGUUCCUGCGUAAGCUUACCCCAGAGCGUCGAGUCACCAACGGACAGGAAGCAACCCCCGGUCAGUUCCCGUAUCAGAUCGCUCUGCUUAGUACUUUCUCCGCGGGUACCGGUCUGUGUGGAGGAUCCGUGCUGACAAACAACUACAUCCUGACUGCUGCCCAUUGCGUUCAGAACGCUCUCGGAGGAACUGCCAUCAUCGGAGCUCAUAACCGAAUCAACACUGAGCCAAGUCAGCAGAGAAUUGCCUUCGGUAGCGCUGGAAUUGUAAUUCAUGCUGGAUACACACCGACCAACAUCAGAAACGACAUCGCCGUUGUCCGCUUGAACAGUGCCAUUGUGUUCAAUGACCGUGUACAACCUACUCGCAUUCCAGCUGCCAGCGACGGUCGCCAAUUCGCCGGUGAAACCGCUACUGUAUCUGGAUUCGGUCGUACCUCAGAUGCCAGCCAGGCCACUUCCGCUGUCAUUAUGUUCGCCUCCAAUCCAGUUAUGACCCAAGCCGAUUGUCUUUCCAGCUGGGGUGGUAACACCAACAUUAUUCAGGCCCAAAACAUUUGCAUGUCCGGAGCUGGCGGUCGUUCGGCUUGCAAUGGUGACUCUGGUGGUCCUCUGACUGUUGCCGAUGGUGGUAGUUCUCUGCAGGUCGGUAUCGUUUCGUUCGGAUCCGCUGCCGGUUGCUCGAUCGGAAUGCCCUCGGUAUACGUUCGUGUUACCUUCUUCCGCGAAUGGAUCGUUAAUAACUCGGACUUCUCGUAAAAAGGGGUUUCCUUGGUAGUGGCUUUCGAUAUGAUGGUUAGCAAUAAAUCGUUUUGAAAUCAUUCAGAAGAUAA
Messenger RNA from Topomyia yanbarensis, 999 nucleotides. RefSeq names its product brachyurin-like. Lineage: Eukaryota; Metazoa; Arthropoda; Insecta; Diptera; Culicidae. Bases 38 to 925 code for a protein of 295 amino acids. The record is from RefSeq and is a predicted model, not a curated record. Gene Ontology annotation, molecular function: serine-type endopeptidase activity. Gene Ontology annotation, biological process: proteolysis. The transcript has a single exon.